Platichthys flesus (European flounder) is the source of this 663-nucleotide messenger RNA. RefSeq lists its product as uncharacterized. Bases 16 to 663 code for a protein of 215 amino acids. NCBI's taxonomy places the organism in Eukaryota, Metazoa, Chordata, Actinopteri, Pleuronectiformes, Pleuronectidae. The record is from RefSeq and is a predicted model, not a curated record. The transcript has 3 exons.
UCCCCCUUUUUCCUCAUGUUUGGACGUGAGGCCAGGUACCCUACGGAGGUUCCCGAGGAGUAUUUGGUGACAAAUGAUGGUGUGGAGGCUCUUAUUGCCCAGGAGACCCAACCUGUUGGAAUGAAGAGCCUCCCUGCCCACUACAGAAGGGCUCAAGCCAACAUGGGGAAAGUGAGGGAAAAGAUCAAGAGAAAGAGAGAGGAGAUUGGUCAUGACGACCAUUUUAAAGUUGGCCAAAAGGUGAUGAGGGCAAACAUACGCCAGGAGCAGAGAAAGGGGGGGAAAAUGGAGACCUCCAUGCUCGGCCCCUUCACGAUCGUGAAAUUGGAGGGGAAAAGCGCGGAUCUAGUCACGCCGAAAAGUAAAGUGAUUCAUAAAGUCAACAUUGACCAAUUAAGCCCAUAUAUUGGGCCUACGCCGCGCAUCCCCCACAAAUGGAUCACGAAUCCCUCCAGCACCCUCAGUUCCAGUCCUGUCCCCCUCACCUCAAGUCGCCUCAACCUCAGCACCCUCAGUUCCAGUCCCGUCCCCCUCAUCUCCAGUGGCCUCACCCUCAUCUCCAGCCCCAUCAUCUCCAGCCCUGUCACCCUCAUCUCCAGCCGCCUCACCGUCACCCCCAUCUGCAACAGUGUGUGUCCCUUCAGACAUUUUGGAAACAGGUAA